This is a messenger RNA of Dentiscutata erythropus, 1032 nucleotides long. The record is from the annotation of a GenBank genome assembly. Lineage: Eukaryota; Fungi; Glomeromycota; Glomeromycetes; Diversisporales; Gigasporaceae.
AUGGAAAAAGUUGUUGAAAGUACUCCGACCGUGAUUAGCAAUGCAAUAGAAGUUACAGAAGGUUUAACUAAUCUUGCUAGUAGCACGGAUGUGGCAAAAAAUGCGUUAUCCGCAGUUGGUGCCGUUGGGGAGGCUGUAAAACCUUUUGUACCUUUGAUUAGUGCAGUAACGCUUUUAAUUUCUGAAAUUAUCGUGAUCUAUGAAAAUGCUCAAUAUAAUAAAAGAAUUUGUAAUUCGUUAAUGGACAGAGUUGGUGCGGCUGAACAAGCCGUUAAAUCUUUACAGCGAAGAAAAGCUGAAAAUGAAAAGCAUUUUAAAAAUGUUGAAUAUUAUAAAAACUUUGUACGAUUCGUUGAUGUUUUAAAAAGAAUUAAAGGUUUUAUUAAGGAUGUAUCUGAAUUACAAGGUUACAAGAAAUUCUUUCACGCGAAUUCAAUUAAAGAAAAAUUUGAUAGUCUUGUCAAAGAAUUUGAGAUAGUGAUGGGAGAAUUGCAUUUUACAAUGGCUGUUGCUGAUGAAGAGCAAAGAAGAAUUGAUCAUGAAGCUCUUGAACAAGAUAUUGCUGAUAUGACAAAGUUUUUGGAACAAAUCAAGGGUGGUAUAGUCGACAAUACUAAUACACUCAACACUGUUUUACAAGAAGUGUUGAUCAUGAAAGGCCAAAUAGAACAUUUUUCUGAUUUGUCAAAGGUUAAUUUACCAAAUAGCGACUCUAUUAAAGCUGUUGAAAUAAAUCCAGCUGAAUUAUUAGAUCCUGAUAUUAGAAAAGAUUCAGAUCAUAUUAAAAACCUUCAGCAAGAGUUAAAAUUAAUUAUUAUCUCAGGUCUUCGAGCAUCACUCCAACAAAUUUUCUUGCAACUUUCUAAAUUAGCCAACAUUUAUCAGAAACCAUUGUCUUCUCCGGCACUUCUUCCUCCAAAGACCUUAGAUUUAGACGGAACCAUGAUCAAAGCUCCUGUUUCCGUUAGUGAUGAAGGUGGUAUGGAGCUACCAGAUUUAGGUGAUGAAUUUAAUCUUGACGAAAUAGAGACG